This is a messenger RNA of Polistes dominula (European paper wasp), 2892 nucleotides long. RefSeq lists its product as uncharacterized. Gene Ontology annotation, molecular function: metal ion binding; ubiquitin protein ligase activity. The record is from RefSeq and is a predicted model, not a curated record. Lineage: Eukaryota; Metazoa; Arthropoda; Insecta; Hymenoptera; Vespidae. Gene Ontology annotation, biological process: protein ubiquitination.
GAGAAAGAUAGAAUCAUCUCGUCUUUUGUUACUGCCGCACUGUGACCGGAGUAGCAGCACCAUCACCAGCAACGGCACCCGCCGAGAGUAUAUCGUGACGUCGGUAUACGGCGUGAUGUACGCCGCCGUACGAGGACGAAACGAGAGGGAGAGAGAGAGGAGAGGAAAAGCGCGCGAAUCGUGAGCCACCGUCAGUGUACGUCGCGCCAGUCUCCGCGCCGGUGUUCGAGCGCUCUUGCGUUUAUUCGAGGUUAGGUUUGACAAGGCGCGUUCUUCGAAACACGUUAAACACGAAAGUCUUCACAUGUUUUCUCCAGUUUUACUUACGCAAAUAAUUUAUCUCGAUUAAAGUAUCGCGUUGUUAUCAUUGUCGUUGUUAUUACAUUUUUAUUACGAUAUUGUCGUUGACUAUUAUACAUACCAUCUCGUGCAUCGUCCUUUUAUAUGUCACUUUAAUAAACUAACGUUGAAAACGUUAGUGUCACGCGGAUAUGGUGCGUCCAGAGAAGAAACUCGAAACUAGUUUCUCGCAAAGCGACGGAUAAGAGAGGAUUUAAACGGAGAAAAUCUGAAAAGAAAUAAUAGUGUGAAUGUUCUCGGAUAGCCGUAUGUCGCGGCUUGCCGCGCACGACUUUUUCAGUGCACACGAGGAAAAUAUGGAUAACUCUGCGUACGUGCCGAAUCAUCUACCACCGCCGUCCCUGGUCGUGUUUUCGCAGGCCGGGGGACUGCCCGAGGCCCUGAGAAUGCAAAGACCCUUCAAUCCACAAGUGACAGAUUCGAAGGAGCUCCAGGUGCCGUUCAGCACAGCGGCGUCCCUCGGUUACGGGCUACAUCAUAUGCUUCACCUGCCACCACAAUUUCUUCAUCCGUUGGACCAUCGGUUACCAUUCGGCGGGUUUAGGCCCCUUGGUCCUUCAGCGUUCGCGCCACCGAGCAAGUGCCUCAAGGUCGAGACGGGUAACGGUUCGGUAGCCGGUUCGGGCCUACCAAGCAUCGGCUCACUUUCGAGCAUGUCGAACAUGUUCUCGCCUACUUCCUUGCCUCCCUCCGCCGGUGGAGGAGCAGUAGUCUCAGUUUCGGGCCCAGGAAGCACAGCCACCGGUUCGGGUUCUUCCGUUAACGUCGUUGGUACUACUGCCGGUGGUGCUGGUGGUGCUGGUGGUGUUGGUACAGCCAGUGGUGCCGUUUCAUCAGUGCUAUCCUCAGGACCGGAAGUUGUUGUUACACCUCACAGCCCGGCUGGUUCCGCUAGCCGUUCACCGACGGGCACAGGGACCGGCUCGGCGCCGAAUCGAGGCCCAACCCCCGAGGAGGAGGAUCGAGACGCAAACGCCACACCCGGAUCCGAGAACACCGAGCGCUCCACCCCCGAGGAGGGACGACCUUACAGACUGGGGCCUGUGUUCGGGGGCCGAUGCGGCGCGGAGGCGCUCGGUCUGGGGCUGGGGCUGUCGCUGGGCCCGGCCUACAGGUUCGCUCUGCCCCCGGGACUCGCUGCCAAGACCACCCGCUGCCUUGUAUUCGACCAAGGUAAAAAGAAAUUCCCAUCGGAUCCAUCGUGUUGUCCUGUAUGUGGGGUAACGGUUAGACCGCAGGAACUCGAGCAACAUUUUGCUCAGGAACUCGAUCGACUUUAUAAAAUCUCGUCAGCUUCGUCAAGACCACGACCACCCAGGUCUACAUUGCCGCCAGUUCAUCCGCAAGAUCAUCCACAUGGGCCAAUGUUACAUGCACCGUCGGCCGCUGAUGGUCCACCACAUGGAACACCUCAUCAAACUCCUCAGGGUAGAUGGGAGACCUAUAAAAGAAUCAAGGCGAAUAGACAGGCAAGGAUUCGUGUUAAGAAUAGAAAAAGAAAAGCGGACGAACCAACGUGUCCGGUUUGUAGCGAAAGAUUGUCCGGUACUCCGGAAGAAUUGAAUCAACAUGUAGAACGUUGUCUAAACAAGCAUAAUAACGGUAAUCCAGCAGGUCAACACUCGAAUCUUGAUGAAGAAGAAGUGGACGUCGAGGGUGACGCCGAAACCUUUGAAGAAUACGAAUGGGCAGGUCAAAGAAGAGUUAGAGCAACCUCAAUGCUUGUUGGCGGAUUUUCUGCCGUAGGUUUGGCGACGUCAUCGAGCAAUCGUUCGGGUGGUGGUGGUGGCGGUGGCGGUGGUGGAGGUGGUGGUGAAGGUGGAAAUCAACAGGACGAGGAAGAUGUAGAUUUAGUUGUUGACGGUGACGACGUUGCGGAAUUUGGUCCUGCACAAUAUUCUGAGGCUGAUGUUAUAACACCAAGGAUUGACGGUACACCAAGGGAACAAAAGGAAAGGGACGCACUUAGGGAAGCUGUUAUCUCACCUAACGCACCUCACACUCCUCAUUCCGAUCAACUUGCGCAACAAGGGUUGCUAGAGGUCAAACCUGAACCUGGUACUACCACUACCACGACCACGACCAGUUCAUCAUCUACCCCUAUUCCUGGUCAACAAAACGAACUCGAUGAAAAUGUUUCUUCAUCACCAAGAAGGGACGGUGAUACUCCAGUUGUUGAAGCACUUCGCGGUAGGAUCAAAGAACUCGAAGCUGAGAUGCGUGGUCAACUUUUCAAAUGUCUCAUUUGUAUGGAACAAUAUAAGAAACCAGUGACGUCCGUAUGUUGUUGGCACGUGCACUGCGAACAAUGUUGGCUACACACACUGGGUGCAAAAAAGCUGUGCCCACAAUGCAACAUGAUAACCUCACCAUCGGAUCUACGAAGGAUCUACAUGUGAAGUCAAUCUCGUACGAAAAAAGCUGAUCAAGUAGUAUACUACAACAAAUCGACUAACGUCCUAUGUUCCGCCUAAAAUACAAUAAUUUAAAUAGAAAAAAUUAAAAAAAAAAAGGUAAUAAACGAGAAAAGUA